Messenger RNA from Gamsiella multidivaricata, 966 nucleotides. RefSeq lists its product as uncharacterized. Bases 1 to 966 code for a protein of 321 amino acids. The transcript has 4 exons. Gene Ontology annotation, molecular function: 1-acylglycerol-3-phosphate O-acyltransferase activity. The record is from RefSeq and is a predicted model, not a curated record. NCBI's taxonomy places the organism in Eukaryota, Fungi, Mortierellomycota, Mortierellomycetes, Mortierellales, Mortierellaceae. Gene Ontology annotation, biological process: phosphatidic acid biosynthetic process. Gene Ontology annotation, cellular component: membrane; endoplasmic reticulum.
AUGUCGAUAGAUCUGCUUUGCGCCGACUCUGCGCUAUGCUCGAUUCCAGGGAAGCUCGCCCUGGCAGUGGUUUUCUAUCUUACACUGCCUAGGAUUUUGGCAGUGCUUCCACAGCAGCCCCAGUUCAUCGCCAAGUACCUUACCUUCAUUAUCGGAGCCCUGACCAUGUCUGCAGUAGGAUGUGUCAUCGCAAUCGUGUGCACUCUUACCGACAAACGCCAUCUCAUUAACAAACUGGCCACCGGGAUGUUUUCGAAAUUUGUCGCCGGCCCCUGCGGAAUCACCUUCAAUGUCAAAGGAGAAGAACGUCUGAAGACAGUGCCACCAGCCAUUGUUGUAUGCAACCAUCAGAGCAACAUCGACUUGAUUAUUGUUGGCAGGCUUUAUCCUACAUAUUGCUCGAUCAUGGCAAAGAAGGAGCUGAUAUAUGUCCCAGUCUUGGGUCUAUUCAUGAAGCUGGCUAAUGUCAUCUUUAUCGACCGCAAGAACCACAAAAAAGCUCUGGAGUCGACAGCCAAUGCUGUUGCUGAGAUGAAGAAACAUCAUUCUGGAAUGUGGAUCUUCCCAGAAGGAACGCGCUCCCACUUUGACAAACCAAACCUUUUGCCGUUCAAGAAAGGCGCAUUCCACCUUGCGAUUCAAUCGCACUUACCGAUCCUCCCCAUCGUCGUUGAAGGAUACGGCCAUAUCUACAGCUCCAGGAGGCGAGCCUUCCCUGGCGGCGAGAUUAAGAUCCGUAUUUUGGAACCCAUCCCAACGAAAGGACUGACGAUCGAAGACGUCGACAGCCUGAUGGAGAGGACUCGCUCCGUGAUGAUGAAACAUUUGAAAGAGAUGGACCAGUCAUCCAGAACUGAUGUCCCUGUGGUGCAGUCGAAGGAAGAGAAGAAGCCGAUAGAAGCGGCGCUGGACAAGGAAACUGAGGAUGUGAGCUAUGAGAGUGUGAAGAAGAGACCUCGUAUCUGA